AUGGCUGUUACUUUUCCGACCGCAGUAGUUGUUGCUAUAGGCAUUUUGACACUGCUAUACAUCAGCACGAGGCGUGGAAGAAAAGUUGGCGAGGACAAAUAUCGACCCCUCCUCAAACUUCCCCUCAUCGGAGACUUGCACAGCUCUCCCAUAGAAAAGCCACUGCUUAACUGGGACUCAUGGGCAAAGAAAAAUGGCCCAAUUGCGGUUCCAAAGCUUUUUGGUAUCAUUCCAAUUGUUGUCCUCAGCUCGUUCGAGGCCGUGACGGAAUUGUUCAGUCGUCGCAGCCAGUGGUAUAGUAACCGCCCGGCCUCGGUUAGCAUGGAAAUGAUUACAGGUGCAUCACCAGGGCAGUCAAAAUUCACUUUGAUGCAUGACUAUGAUGAUCACCUAAAAUUGCACCACCGCGUUCUCGCGCCUAGUCUUGGUGCCCCUGCUGCCCCUAAUUACCAGCCAUUGAUUGAACUGGAAUCAAAGCAGCUGCUCUUUGACAUUUGCAAUCGUCUAUCAGAUGGCACUGGUUUGGUCAGUACAGACAAGAUAUACCCGAUGUUAGAGCGAGCCCAGUCAAGCGUUAUUCUAGCGCUUCACUAUGGUCUUCGUAUCCCACACUUCGAGGAUGACAUUCUUCAUGAAGUGAUCGACAUCCAGUCCAAGGUGACCCAUCUAGCUGCCAAUCCUGGCUUGCCGGAUAUUAUCCCACCUCUACGACACCUGCCGGCUUCCUUGUCCCCCUGGAAAAGUGCCGCAGACGAGCUGUAUUCCACCCAAGUGGAUUUAUACAUGCGCUUGUUUCGCCAUGGCAGAGAUUCCGAGGGCUGGAAUGCCACUAAACAGGCUAUCUUGACGGCAAAGAAGCACGCUCCUAGUGGCAUCCCGGACCUUGAUCUUGCUUUCACUCUCGCAACGUCAAUUCAAGGCGGGAUGGAGACAUCACCACGUCAAAUAUUAUGGCUGUUCGUCGCAGCACUGCACCAGCCGUCGUUCGUGGCCAAGGCUCAUCAUAUCCUCGACAAAGUUGUCGGCCGCAACCGUUUGCCCGGAUUUUCUGACCGCUCAAAUCUCAGUUUCAUCGAUGCUAUUGCUCACGAGCUGUUCCGCUGGCGUCCCAUAUCACCGGGCUCCAUUCCUCGCAGGGCAGAUCGUGAUGACGAAUUCCAAGGCGUGAAGAUAAAAAAAGGCGUCACGAUCAUGGCCAACGCAUGGGCUAUCGGUCGCGAUGAGCAAGAAUUUGUACCGGAACGAUGGAUUCUAGAAGAUGGCAAUGGGGCAGUAAGACUGCGAGCGGAUCUCCCACUGCCUGUAUUUGGUCAGGGCAGACGUAUAUGCCAAGGGAAAAGGGUUGCGACAGAUGGGACCUUCCUGCAGAUUGCUUGUCUUCUUUGGGCAUUUGAUAUCGAGCCCAUCGAAGGACAAGAGAUUGAUCCGUGGGCAAUGGUCGUGGCGGGGUUUAUGACAAUGCCGAGAGAACUGAAAUUCAAACUCAAGCCGAGGGGUGACUGGGUGGUGGACACCAUCAAAAAGGAAUGGGAUACAGUGGAAAAAAGUAUUGGGAAGGUCAUGGGUAUCAAGAGAGAUGUUGAAAAUUAA
Molecule: messenger RNA, 1590 nt
Organism: Penicillium waksmanii
Lineage: Eukaryota; Fungi; Ascomycota; Eurotiomycetes; Eurotiales; Aspergillaceae
Product: cytochrome P450
Exons: 2
Coding region: 1-1590 (529 amino acids)
Molecular function (GO): iron ion binding; oxidoreductase activity, acting on paired donors, with incorporation or reduction of molecular oxygen; heme binding
Source: RefSeq, a predicted model, not a curated record